CCGAUUUUCUCUUCUCCUCCACCAUUUAUGGAACACGCUCCUACCUUCUCCCUCCAUCAAACAAACUCAAACCUUAAACCUAAAAGCUGCGAUUUCUGACUUCGUUUCCCCUUCAUUCCUCACAACAUUCUCUUUCUUACCUUCCUACCUUUUUUCUCAUGGCCAUUCUUGCUUCUUGCUCCGACACACCCACUACUACUGGAACUAGCCCUCGAAUCUCCUUCUCCAAUGAUCUCAACCGCACCGCCCAUGAAGAUCACACUCAUCGCACAUCAGACUUGUGCCACUUGGACUCCCCCUCCGACUUCGUUUUCUGUGUCGCCGCCGGUGCUUUCCCUCACCAAAUCUCUUCUGCCGACGAGCUUUUCUCCAAUGGCAAGAUCCUUCCCAUGCAAAUUCACAAAGUACCCCAAUAUUCUUCAAAUAUAACGCAACAAUCUCUCCAAUCUCCUCACCUUCCUUCUCAGUCUCACCCUUCUUCAAGCUCCAGAUGUUCUGAGAAGAAAAGGCUCAAGGAGUUUUUAGCGGAAGAUAUUGACGAGGAGGACGACGAUGAAGUAGAAGAGGAAGAGGAAGAAGACAAGGUUUCGUUUAAAUCUCUGUGGCAAUUCAGGCGAAGUAGCAGUUUGAAUUGUGAUACGCGUGGGAUAAGCUUAAUUCGAUCGCUUCAUUUUCUAUCACGAAGUAAUUCGACUGGUUCGGCGUUGAAUCCCAAACAAACAGAGAUUUCAAAGGAAGCGAGGGAGAAGCAGAGGUUGCAGAAGCAAUCCUCUGUUUCGAGCAGAAGAUCGUCGUCAUCUUCGUCGUCUUCAAGUUCAAGUACAUAUUAUUUCUACAGCUCGUCUCGGAAACAUUUUUUACAGAAAAAUCGUGGAUCUUCUGGUAAUGGGGUUCGAAUUAGUCCUGUUUUGAAUCUUCCACAAGCAUAUAUUCCCAAAGGUUCUAUGAGUUUCUUCGGAUUUGGCUCGCUGUUCUGCAAUGGAAAGGUUAAGAAGAAGAAGAAAUAGUAGAGGUUGUUAUCACUAAUUUUUAAUUUUUUUUUAAAGUUAUUUUAUCCUUCUCAUGACCAAACCCUCGUGAGCUCUGCUGUUUAUGACUCUGUUCAUGUACUUAUCAUGUGAUCGUACCUGUAAAUUCAGGAGAAAAAAAAAAAGGAAUGAUAUUUUUGAACAAACUAAAUUAUCUUUUUUUUAGUUCGAUUGAA
Molecule: messenger RNA, 1204 nt
Organism: Prosopis cineraria
Lineage: Eukaryota; Viridiplantae; Streptophyta; Magnoliopsida; Fabales; Fabaceae
Exons: 1
Coding region: 159-1007 (282 amino acids)
Source: RefSeq, a predicted model, not a curated record